AUGAUCCUGUCCCCUACAUGCUUCCCUGGCACGGAUCCAUCCCUCACUGAAGCUCAGGGUUCCUUCUUGAAGAAAGCUCCGGCAUCGAAGUUGGAUACUAGUGUGCUGUUGUUCAGUUCAGUUUUGAGCAGUUCUAUUAUCUCUCUUAUCUUCUGCUCUCAGGAGUCUCCCAGAAAGCGGGUCGUGGGGUGUGAUGAGGGCCCUGGGCGUCUUCCAGAGGUCAAAGCCAUCCAGCAGACCAGGAGGCUACUAGCCAACGCCCGAGAGAGGACCCGUGUCCACACCAUCAGUGCUGCGUUUGAGGCCCUAAGAAAGCAGGUGCCAUGCUAUUCCUAUGGGCAGAAGCUAUCCAAGCUGGCGAUUCUACGUAUAGCCUGUAACUACAUCCUGUCUCUAGCUCAGUUGGCUGAGCUGGACUACAGUUCAGACCACAGCAGUUUGAGCUUCUCUCAGUGUGUGGAACAGUGCACCAGGACCCUGCAGGCCGAGGGCAGGAGCAAGAAGAGGAAGGAGUGAAGCUGACAGCAGUGGACAGGUCCAACACAUACCCCUUUGACAAAACUAUAUAGAUGCAGGACACUGGGAGGACGAGAUGAGGAUCCGAUUGAGGAAAUGGACAAACGGACAGGAUGAUUUAUACAUAUGUUGUUAUGAGUUGCUCUCACCACACAUUGCCAGAUUAACUAACAUAUCUGAGAUGAAAAGUUCUGUAUGUCGAGGCCAUGACAGCUAACUGAUUAAAAAGAUUCAGCAUACAGAAUCGUUCAGCAAUAAUCUUCACUCAACUAUGCAUACAGCUACAUAUAUUGCAUUACUGUGCUCCAAUUCUGCAUUUUCCACUGCCACCCUUUCAAUUCCAUGUUUGAGUCUGUAUUUCCUGGCAAACCUCAUUUCUGUGCUGAAAUCAUCAGAGCAUGCAGCUGGUCUGGUGGCAGGUGUGUAAAAAGCUCCAGUUUAAUGAGCAGAAAAUAUUUGAAAUCAAACUGCAGUUCAAGAAGCUCAUUCAUUCAUUGGUUUUUAUAUUAGACGUUUGCUUUAUAGUUUAUAUGCCUGUUACAUUUCAAAAUAUUAUCAAAUUAUGUUUAUUCAAUACAAAUAAAAAGAAAAAGUAAUGCAUCUUUUCAUUAAA
Molecule: messenger RNA, 1129 nt
Organism: Morone saxatilis (striped sea-bass)
Lineage: Eukaryota; Metazoa; Chordata; Actinopteri; Moronidae
Product: protein atonal homolog 8-like
Exons: 4
Coding region: 1-516 (171 amino acids)
Molecular function (GO): DNA-binding transcription factor activity; protein dimerization activity
Source: RefSeq, a predicted model, not a curated record